GGCAGGAUGGAAGAAUCAAGAUCGGCAUUCAGAGACGGGAGAUCAGUUAUCUGAGUUUGUGCCUUGUGGACUUCAUCUGACCGUGCUAAUUCCAACGUUGCUGAAGUGACUGCUGCUAUUACAACACAAUACUGCAUCAGACAAUGCAUCAAAUCAAGAAAAAGGUUAUUUAUUUAUUUCAAUAAAUACGAUGAAGGUAAAUGUGUUGAUCAUUGCUCGGUCGCACUGAUUCUGACCAGCAAAUCCAGGCUGAGAUGAAACGAUUUGAACUGACAUCGACAUCGCAUUCCAUGCAAACAAAAUGGAUACCUUGUGGCAGUCUCAUUCCCAUCUGGUGUAUAUACGAUCAAAAACAGCAAUGAUCAACAAUAAUAGAAGAGAACACCGUCAACUCGUGGCUAUCCAGAAAGUCAUCAAAAGGGGGGUAUAUGAUAUCAUUCCCAAAACACCUGGACUUCUCCUCUCCCAACUAUGUUCUCCAACAGGAUAAGAAGAAGUGAAAUGAUAAAAAGAGAAAAGAAGAAUAAGAAGAAUAUGUCGUUGAAAGGCAUGUCAUAUGCCGACUGGGGUCGCAUUGCGCGACUACAGGGCCGCGCCCAAGACGAGGGCAAGCGAUCCCGCGAAGAGAGCAGACAUGCUGCUGUCUCCAAAGCUAACCGCGCCGCCAGUCUGAGUGGCAGCUGCGGGCUUGGUCGAGCUGGCCACUUGGUGAGAGACGAAAGAGCUCGAAGCAGAGGGCACAGCAGAGGUAGGAAUGGCGCUGGAGGAAAACGCAGUGGACGAAGCGUUGACGGCAGUGACGGACUUGACCCGGACAAGGGUCUUGGUGAUGGUCGUCGUGCUGGUGGAAGUGGUGGUGUCUGCAGCGACAAACGGGGCGGCUGCGAGGCAGAGGACAGAAGCAAUCGUGGAGACCUUCAUUUUGGCUUGGUUUCGUUACCGGAUUGGAGGCGUGGAAAUAUGGACAGAAUCAGAUGA
This is a messenger RNA of Aspergillus wentii DTO 134E9, 978 nucleotides long. RefSeq lists its product as uncharacterized. The coding region runs from base 472 to 978 and encodes 168 amino acids. The record is from RefSeq and is a predicted model, not a curated record. NCBI's taxonomy places the organism in Eukaryota, Fungi, Ascomycota, Eurotiomycetes, Eurotiales, Aspergillaceae. The transcript is spliced from 2 exons.